Molecule: messenger RNA, 2626 nt
Organism: Mustela erminea (ermine)
Lineage: Eukaryota; Metazoa; Chordata; Mammalia; Carnivora; Mustelidae
Gene: NDC1
Product: NDC1 transmembrane nucleoporin
Exons: 18
Coding region: 46-2376 (776 amino acids)
Biological process (GO): nuclear pore organization
Cellular component (GO): nuclear pore transmembrane ring
Molecular function (GO): protein-macromolecule adaptor activity
Source: RefSeq, a predicted model, not a curated record
ACGCUCCCUUGCGCCCAGAGCGCCAUCGAGACUACAGUUCCCAGCAUGCAGCGUCGCCCCUGGUUUCUGGCGUCCCGCUGGACCCUGCUUUGGAGAGACCUUUUGGUCUCCAGCGGGCGGGCCCUGAAAUCCCAGCCCCCUCUGGGGGACGUGUCCGGGGGCCACUUCUGGCGCGUUAGGCCUGUCCAGACGAAGCCUCGAAGGGACUGGUUGGGCCCUGGCCCGGGCUUCUCUCAGGCGGCGUUUGAGGCAGCCCCAACAGGGUCCUCCUGGGGCCUUUCUCCCUUUGAACAGCGGUGGCGGGCGGGCGCACUGUCUCCUGCACCCCUCAGAGCCGGGACCGCCAUCACCAUGGCCACGGCUGCAAGUCGGCCCUACGCCGGCGGGUCGCGGGACAUCUUGUGGCGCGUUUUGGGCUGGAGGAUAGUUGCGAGUAUUAUCUGGUCAGUGCUGCUUCUACCCGUCUGUACCACAGUAUUUAUCAUCUUCAGCAGCAUUGAUUUAUUUCAUCCUAUUCAGUGGCUGUCUGAUUCUUUCAGUGAUCUGUAUAGCUCCUAUGUAAUCUUUUACCUCCUGCUGCUGUCAGUGGUGGUAGUAAUAAUAAGUAUUUUUAAUGUGGAGUUCUAUGCAGUUGUGCCUUCCAUUCCCUGCUCCAGACUGGCACUGAUAGGGAAGAUCAUUCACCCUCAGCAGCUCAUGCAUUCUUUUGUCCAUGCUGCAAUGGGAAUGCUGGUGGCUUGGUGUGCUGUGGUGAUAACCAAGGGUCAAUACCGUUUCCUUGUGGUUCCCUGCACUGGUACUGAGAGUUUAAACAGCCCUGCUGCACAGACCUGCUUAAAUGAGUAUCACCUUUUUUUUCUACUGGCUGGAGCAUUUAUGGGCUACAGCUAUAGUCUCCUGUAUUUUAUUAACAACAUGAAUUAUCUGCCAUUUCCCAUCAUACAGCAAUACAAAUUCUUACGCUUCAGGAGAUCUCUGCUCUUGUUAGUUAAGCAUAGUUGUGUGGAAUCACUGUUCCUGGUUAGGAAUUUUUGCAUCCUUUAUUAUUUUCUUGGCCAUAUUCCUAAAGCUUGGAUUAGCACUGCGAUGGAUCUUCAGAUAGAUGAGCACUUUCACAGGCCUCUUGACACUGUGCGUGGCCUCCUCAAUCUCUCAUUACUCUACCAUGUCUGGCUGUGUGGUGUCUUUCUUCUGAUGACUUGGUAUAUCUCAUGGAUACUCUUCAAAAUCUUUGCCACAGAGGCUCAUCUGUUUCCUGUUCAGCCACCAUUUUCCGAAGAGUCAGAUGAAUGCCUCCCAAAGGUUUUAAACAGCAAUCCUCCCCUCAUCGUUAAGUAUUUGGCAUUGCAGGACCUGAUGUUGCUUUCUCAGUAUUCUCCUUCACGAAGACAAGAAGUUUUUAGCCUUAGCCAGCCAGGUGGACAUCCCCACAACUGGACAGCCAUUUCAAGGGAGUGUUUGAAUCUUUUAAACGAUAUGACUCAGAAACUGGUUCUCUACCAAGAAGCCGCUGCUACAAAUGGGAGAAUGGUGUCCUCUUACUCCGUGGAACCCAAGAAAUCAAAUUCUCCAGAAGAAGCUACUUUUCAGACCCCAAAAUCCAGCCAGAUGCCUCGGCCUUCAGUGCCACCAUUAGUUAAGAUGUCACUGUUUUCCUCCAAAUUGUCUACGCCUGAUGUUGCCAGUCCCCUUGGAAGCCCGUUUGGCUCUAGUGUGGUGAAUCGGAUGGCUGGAAUUUUUGAUGUAAAUACCUGCUAUGGGUCCCCUCAGAGUUCUCAGCUCAUAAGAAGAGGGCCAAGAUUGUGGACUUCUGCUUCUGAUCAGCAAAUGACUGAAUUUUCUAAUCCUUCUCCAUGUACCUCUGUUAGUGCUGAGGGUAAGACAGCGAGACAGCCCAGUAUGAUUUAUUCAUGGAUUCAGAAUAAACGUGAGCAGGUUAAGAAUUUCUUAUCAAAACGGGUGCUGAUAAUGUAUUUUUUCAGUAAGCACCCAGAGGCCUCUAUUCAGGCUGUUUUUUCAGAUGCCCAAAUGCAUAUUUGGGCAUUAGAAGGUCUGUCUCACUUAGUAGCAGCAUCGUUUACCGAAGACAGAUUUGGAGUUGUCCAGACUACACUACCAGCUAUUCUUAAUACCUUGUUGACGCUGCAAGAGGCAGUGGACAAGUACUUCAAGCUUCCUCACGCUUCCAGUAAACCGCCUCGGAUUUCCGGAAGUCUUGUGGACACUUCUUAUAAAACAUUAAGAUUUGCAUUUAGAGCAUCACUAAAAACUGCCAUCUAUCGAAUAACUACUACAUUUGGUGAACAUCUGAAUGCUGUGCAAGCAUCUGCAGAACAUCAGAAAAGACUUCAACAGUUCUUGGAGUUCAAAGAAUAGCUCAGUAAUAUAAACUGUGUUCAUUACACUGCUGAUACAGCUACAGAUGGGACAGUAAAUGUUCAGCAUUCUUGGAUCAGAAGAAAAUGGACUAAUUAGAUGCUUCCUUUGUCGUGGUGGUUGCUUUGAAAACUAUACUUUAAUGGGAGAAAUCAUGGAAAGAAAUGCUCAACAGAAUAACCGAAAACUGCCUUUUCUGUACCGAUUGCUUUUUGUGUGUGUGGUAUAAUAAAAUCUUUAUUCAAUUUUA